Messenger RNA from Peromyscus maniculatus bairdii (prairie deer mouse), 1313 nucleotides. RefSeq names its product kelch domain containing 9 (gene Klhdc9). Gene Ontology annotation, molecular function: cyclin binding. The record is from RefSeq and is a predicted model, not a curated record. NCBI's taxonomy places the organism in Eukaryota, Metazoa, Chordata, Mammalia, Rodentia, Cricetidae.
UGGGCGACAGCCGGGGAGAGAAGGGGUGUCUGGAGUAAGGACCUGGGCUGGUCUUGGAGGGGAAGCUAGCCCAUGCCUGAGGGAAGUGCUGGGCCCCGCGAGAAGGGGUGUGAUCUGAAGCGCCCCAACUGCUCUCCCCUCGGCUGGGCCCAUGGCUGGGGCGGAGUCCCCCGGGCGAGCAAGGGGCUCGGCCUGGACCUGGAGGCCAGUGGCGCGGGACGCGCUCCUGGCUCGUGCCUUCCAUUCAUGCACCGAGCUGCAGGGACGGUUCUAUCUGGUAGGGGGUCUCCUGGAAGGUGGUGCCAAGGUGCCCAGCAGCGAUACUGUGAUCUUUGACCCAGCUGGGGGCCAAGCUGUACGACUGCCAGCCCGGGGCAGUCCCACUCGCAGUCACCACGAAGCGGUCCUGGUGGGGGGACGGUGGCUCUGCGUGGUGGGUGGCUGGGACGGGUCCCGUCGCUUAGCCACGGUGGCAGCUCUGGACACGGAGAGUGGGGCGUGGGAGGUCUGGACGGCGAACCCUGGCAACUGCCCUCCUGCUGGCCUCAGCAGCCACACCUGCACUCGCCUCUCCGACCGGGAGCUGCGAGUGUCUGGCAGAGAGGGUGGCACCCGCACUCAGCGUCGCUACGGAAGCAUCUACACGUUAAAGUUGGACCACAGCACCCGCACUUAUUGCUACAAGGAAGAAGGCUGCCACACGGCCUCACGAUCAGGUCACUGUGCUGCCCUGCUGCCAACUGCCGGACCUCACCCGGGUCAUCAGCUGUUGCUCUUCGGGGGCUGCAACUCGGUGGAACCAGAAGUAAUUGGGAAAUGGAGCCAUGGGAAAAUUAAGGAGGAACCACUUGCCGCCCCCCGUUUGACGGAACAGCUCAAGAGGCUCGUGAGCAGCGGGCAGGGGUUGCGGCAGGGACCCCAGGGCCUGCGGCACCAUUCCUGUUCAGUGGUGGGGCCUUUCGCUGUACUCUUCGGUGGUGAAACCCUGACCAGAGCUAGAGACACGAUCUGCAAUGACCUCUACAUCUACGACACCCGCGAGUCUCCGCCUCUGUGGUUCCACUUCCCCUGUGCAGACCGCAGACUGAAGCGCGUGGGCCAUCGCACGUGCCUGUGGAACGACCAGCUUUAUUUGGUUGGGGGUUUUGGUGAGGACGGCAGCACAGCCAGCCCACAGGUCUGUGUUCUGGAACUCUUUGUCUAAAGAAUAGAAGGGCACACGGACCAGGCCUCUGUGUUGUGGCAGACCCACCCAGCAUUCUCACUGUUAUUGCACACUUUAUCUAAUUAUUAAAUUUCAAUCAGAGAAUCAA